Messenger RNA from Mucor mucedo, 2223 nucleotides. RefSeq lists its product as uncharacterized. NCBI's taxonomy places the organism in Eukaryota, Fungi, Mucoromycota, Mucoromycetes, Mucorales, Mucoraceae. The transcript has 11 exons. The record is from RefSeq and is a predicted model, not a curated record. Bases 39 to 2126 code for a protein of 695 amino acids.
CUUUAUACGACAUUUUUAUUUUUGUUGGACACUAAAAGAUGGAAGGACCACCAACGCCAGCUAAUGAUCAGCAAGAAACUACGCAGCGUCCCCAAAUGAACCGCUCAAGCUUAUACAUGCUAUUGUUUUUGUUUUCUUUGUUAUUCUUCAAUUUUUCGGACGAUGGUACUGUCAGAAAUGGAAAACCAACUAAAGCAGACUUACUUGAGGAAUUGCAACUCGAAAAAGAAAUUUUGAACAACUUGACUUUUGGUGUUAAUGUCAGUCAUCCUUUACCCAAGUCAGUUUUGGAGCCAUUGAAAAAUCUUAGGGCUAUUCAUGAAUCGUCUAGCUCUGUCUAUUACCAUAAUAUCACUGGAAUUUUUCGAGGAAAUUGGGAAAAUAGAAAUAUCAGCGUCCCAGAUAAUGCGAACAAAACUGCACUAGACGAAGCGAGAAGUAAAUUUAAGUUCGAAGGACCUGGCUCUUUUUCAAUAAAUUUGAAAGCUACAGAAACAAUGAAUAAAGAUAUAAACUAUAUGGAGGGAUAUGUAAGAAUAAAGGAUCACGAAAAAAGUGAUUACGGUGCCUUACUGCUGGCAGGAGGUGUUCAUUUUCUAGGUAACGGAUCACUGUUUUUGAUGGUAGUUCCUGAUGGAAAUCCUAUUCCUUUAGAGGAUUUAUUACAUAUGCUCCCAACAAAUAAAACGUUGGUCGCCGCUAGAGAAGUUAUUGACGAGCAGAUUGACAAGCGUAUCGAUGAAUUGGAAAGAGAAAAAUACUGGGAUUGGCAGCCUUCAGAUGAAUCCUCCGAUCGCUCAAAUUCUGUACCUUUUACGUGUAAUUUUCAAAUGUUUGCGCAACUUCAUCCUGUACCUUCAAGUAUCAAGGAGUCUGAAUUGCUUGAGUUUGAAAGAGAGCUUGAACAUCCGUUAGGCGUAUCAACUAUAUACCCACCUGCACUUUUAAUGUCAUCAGAGAUGUUUUCUCCAAAUUGCAAUUUGCUAUUAUCAAGCCACAAGCAGGCCGGUAUUAAAAUUGAAAGUUACUACAAUAAAGCAAUUACAUAUGCAGGAAUCGCUAGUGUAAUUGCUGUGAUUCAAAUAUUUUCUUUGAUUCAUCAAAUGGAAUACACACCAACGCCAUCAAGCGUGUCUAAUGUCUCAUAUUGGACGAUAUCAAUGCAAGCUGUGAUGGACGGCUACUUAUGCCUAUUGUUUUUAACAACAGGUGUUGUCAUAGAAAAUGUGUUUAUACCAUUUGCAACAGCAGCAUUUUUCACUUUUGUCUUGGUUUCAAUUUUUGGAAUGCGGUAUUUGCUUGUUGUAUGGAGAAUUCAAAGGCCAGAAUCUGUUCGUCCAAGUACACCACCUUCUCCUGUGCCUGAUAGUAACCGUACACCAGAUACAGAGAAUUUACUCCCCGUCGCCAAUGUGAGAAGACCUAAUACUAAUGAAGAAUCAAAUCCCCAGCGUGACAUUACUUAUCUGUACUAUAGACUAUAUGCUGUUUUGUUGCUCGGAUUAUUCUUGUUCUAUCAGUCGGUUACAAGAUCAGCCCUUGUUCAAAAUAUUAUCGUAGGCUCGCUUGGAUUUUUGUUCUAUUCGUUUUGGGUACCCCAAAUUGUGCGAAAUGUUUUUAGAGGCUGUAGACAUCCAUUAAGUCAUCGUUACAUUGCUGUGAUGAGCAUCACCCGAUUAUCUGUGCCAUUAUACUUUUAUGGAUGUCCAAACAAUCUUGUAGGUCAUGAAACAACACUUUGGGUAUGGGCUUUAGUGGCAUAUAUUGGUUUACAGGUAGUUAUAUUAUUACUACAAGAUGCUUUCGGUCCACGAUUCUUUGUACCAUCCAAGUAUCUACCUCAAACUUACAAUUAUCACCCUAUUAUAUCUACGGAUGAUGAAGAGGCUAUACAAGAAGGGGAUGAGAAUGGUGAUGCAAAAUCUCUUCAUCAAUCUAGAGAUUGUGCUAUCUGUAUGUUGCCCAUAGACAUAAGUCAUGGUAAGCAUACUGGAUUAAAUGUGCUUUCAAGGACAACGUACAUGAUAACACCUUGUCAUCACAUGUUUCAUACCGAGUGCCUAGAGAGAUGGAUGCGAAUUAAGCUAGAAUGUCCUGUCUGUAGAGCUUAUCUUCCUGCUUGUUAAACUUCAUGUGUAAGUAAUUUCCCUUUAAUAAAAGUGUAUGCAAUCUUCAUAAUCUCCCAUUACUAUAUGAUAGGCCUCCUGUAAAUUUAAUUUCAUG